GCAUGACACGAUGCAGGCCAAUGCCUCUUUUUCGCCAUGCCGAAUCACGCGAGCCAUCACGGUACCACAAACAGGGUCUCGUCUCCAAAGUGCUGUGCAGGUCAGUCAACUUCACCGCCCCGCUCGCGCCACGCCAUGUACAUAACCUCACCAUAUCUAUGGGUGUGUGUGUGCGGUGCAGGUGGUGGUAUGUGAUGCCCGAGUGGCCGCCAGAGGAUUUUGACAACGACGGUGAGCUGCGGAAGCAGAAGCUGCGCCGCGUGGAGAUCGACAAGUGGAGGGAUACACCAAAGUCUACGAAAUCGCACACUACAGAGGUGAGUGAGUGAGGUAGCAACAGGGGCGCCCCGCCCACCGACCGCCGCACUGUUAACACCAUACCAGACACCAUCUGCCCGCCCAUGGGUGUGUUGUGUAUGGUGUGGUAUGUGGUGUGUGGUGUGUUGUGUGUGGCUACCAUGCAGGUUGUUUCCGCGACCCCAGUGGUCGGUUCAUCGAUGUGCGUCCGCGUGAGGGCCGCCCGUGUUACAGCGACAUGAUGAAGAAGAGCGAGCGAGAGCUAGCAGAGAUGCUCGUCGAGGCCAUCCAGAAACAGCAGCAGGAACUCGAGACCUCACCACACGACGAGAGCGACACCAAGGAAGCACUCAAAGAGGUAAGUGGGGUGGGUCGGGUCAGCCACACACGCACACACACAGACAGAGGCUGGCUGGAGCGAUUUGGUAGGUAUGGUGUGAAUGAAAUGAAUGGCGUGUGGGUGCGUGUGUUGCAGGAGUUGGCAGCGGCCAAGAGGGUGCUGGACAGCGCCAAAAAGUGACGGACGGUAUACAGACUGUGCCGUGAGUGUGUAUGUUAUGUCCUAGGAGGGUACCCUAGGUAGGAAGGAGGGAUUUCUCGAAUCGCUUUACGAAUAACGAGAUGUACAUGUUGAUUCAGACGCGGAACGCAUGAGACAAUCUCAUCAGUCAUGCAGUCAUGCAGUCAGUCGGGCAGCUCUUUCGUGCGCAUCACGACGUAUAGUACGUAUGUACGGCACGGUACCACUCACUCACAGCAGUUGAUAGAUAUCAUCUCCAUGAAUGCGUCCUUACGCAUGCGGACAGCAGGGAUGAAUCGGAGCGAGUGCACAGAAUAGAUGGGGGAAGGCAAGGCAACGCAGCCACUGAGUGAGUGAGUGAGUGAGUCAACUAUAAACAGGCGAAUGGCUGGG
Messenger RNA from Vitrella brassicaformis, 1210 nucleotides. NCBI's taxonomy places the organism in Eukaryota, Vitrellaceae. The record is from the annotation of a GenBank genome assembly.